Nezara viridula (southern green stink bug) is the source of this 633-nucleotide messenger RNA. Lineage: Eukaryota; Metazoa; Arthropoda; Insecta; Hemiptera; Pentatomidae. The record is from the annotation of a GenBank genome assembly.
AUGCUUCUGAUUUAUUCCCAGCAAUGCCCUACCGUGUAUUUAGGGCCUUGGUGCCCAGUUGAGGCCUUGUCCUUCCCUAUGGCUCCUAUCUCACCUGCGCCCCAGCACACGAGAGGACCCGGCCACCUGUGGCGAAGAACCAGAUGCCAUCCGCAGCCCGCGGGUGGUCCACCCUUCAGCUACUACUUCCUUAGUAACGACUGUUUAAUACCAGCUUAUAGCAGGCGAGUCACCGCUCCAACGGGCCGUCAAAUUUUACUUCUGUUACAUCAAGAACAGAAAAUUGCGAUCGCAGUGAAUGAGCCUGUUAGGAGUUUAGCCCUUAUAGUGAAUGACCCUUUCAGAAGUCGCCGAGGCCAGUUUCUUGGAAAGCUCGAGUUCAGUUGUCAAGUUGUCAUCAUGAAGAAACCUGCAAGCUGCUUGAAUAAAAGAGUAGUGCAGCCUGUCUUGAAGAAUGCAACAACUACGCACCUGUGCAGGCUUCCAGUGGUAUUUAUAACAGAGGGGAUCCAAUAUCCAGGUCAGAAGCAAAUAGAAAUACCCUCAGGUUCCAUGUGUAAGGGUGUUGGGUGUACCGUUGCAGGCAGGGAAUCUUUGCCAAUGGGAAGUGGUCGCAAAUUGGGUCUAGUCUAA